GACUUCCUUCAACUUCUCCCAGUUCUCCGAUAAAAUGGAUCCGAAUAACUAAAACAAACCGGAACGGGUUCUUGUUUUUAGAUCAACAGUGAUCUAGACCACCACGCAACGUCUUUCUGCGCACAUUUAAGGUUAAAGGUCUUUAUAUUGGAGCAGGUGCAGAGAUGGUGCAGAAAUAUCAGUCCCCCGUGAGGGUCUAUAAAUACCCGUUUGAACUCAUAAUGAUGGCCUACCAGAGACGAUUCCCCAAGUGUCCAUUGAUCCCCAUGUUUGUGAACAGUGAGACCAUCAACGAGUGCCAUAGUGAAGAUGGAGCGACCCAUUUGAUAGAGCGCAAAUGUACUCUGGAUGUGGAUGCCCCUCGCCUUUUGAAAAGGAUAGCAGGAGUGGACUACGUGUAUUUCAUUCAGAAGAACUCUCUGGACCGCAGACAGAGGACACUGCACAUAGAGGCCUACAAUGAGACCUUUUCCAACAGAGUCAUGGUCACUGAACACUGCUGCUACACGGUUCACCCAGAGAAUGAAGACUGGACCUGUUUUGAGCAAUCUGCUAGUAUGGACAUCAAAUCGUUUUUCGGGUUUGAGAGCACAGCCGAGAAAAUCGCCAUGAAGCAAUAUGCCGCCAGCAUUAAAAAGGGAAAGGAGAUUAUUGAAUUUUACCUCAACCAAUUGGAAGAGGAGGGUAUUACCCAUGUUCCCCGCUGGGUACCUCCUACCCCCACCACAACUACCCAAUUGACUGUCAGCUCAGCCAGGGCUAUCCCAGCAUGCAGCAGCAGAACUCACAGCGGCUCCACGGACGUCCCGCCAGCAUCACCGGAUGACAAGUUAGACGCGGAUUACAUUUCACGUUAUCUGGGAAAGCUGACCCCUUUCCAGGAGAGCUGCCUUAUUCGCUUAAGACAGUGGCUGCAGGAAACACACAAAGGCAAGAUCCCUAAAGACCAGCAUGUGCUGCGUUUCCUGUACUCGAGGGACUUUAACCUGGAGAAGGCCAAAGAGGCUCUGUGUCAGACACUCACGUGGAGGAAACAACAUCAGGUGGACUUCCUGUUAGACACAUGGGAGUGUCCACCCCUGCUGCAGGACUACUACACCGGAGGCUGGCAUCACCAUGACAAAGAUGGUCGUCCUCUGUACAUCCUUCGACUUGGUCAGAUGGACACCAAAGGUUUAGUACGUGCACUGGGAGAAGAGACUCUUCUGAGACACGUGCUGUCCAUCAAUGAGGAAGGGCUCAGGUGCUGUGAAGAGAACACCAAAAUCUUUGGAAAGCCAAUCAGUUCUUGGACAUGUCUGGUGGAUCUUGAGGGAUUAAAUAUGAGGCACUUGUGGAGGCCAGGAAUCAAAGCCCUACUGAGGAUCAUCGAGGUUGUAGGAGCCAACUACCCCGAGACGCUGGGCUGUCUGCUCAUACUGUGAGCUCCCAGAGUGUUUCCAGUCCUCUGGACUUUGGUUAGUCCAUUCAUUGAUGAAAACACACGGAAGAAGUUCCUCAUUUAUGCUGGUAAUGACUAUCAGGGUACUGGGGGUCUGGUAGACUACAUCAACAAAGACUUCAUACCUGACUUCUUGGGAGGAGAUUGUUUGUGUGACAUUCCUGAGGGAGGUGUGGUGCCCAAAUCUCUGUACCGCACAGCUGAGGAACUGGAGAACGAGGAGGUCAAACUGUGGACUGAAUCCAUUUACAAGAGCGCCAGCGUGUUUAAGGGGGCUCCACAUGAGGUGCUGAUCGAGGUUACAGAUGAGUCAUCUGUCAUUACGUGGGACUUUGACGUGUGUAAAGGCGACGUAAUCUUCAAUAUCUACCACUCCAGAAGAGCCCCUCAGCCUGCAAAAAAAGAAGCUCUGAGCACACACAACCUCGCCUGUCCCGGCAGCAACAACACCCAGUUCAUCGACAGAUCGUGGAUGCUUGGGCAAGACUACAGCAUGGUAGAGACAGCACUUACCUGCAGAGAGGGAGAGAGUGUACAGGGUUCUCAUGUGACCCGCUGGCCCGGAUUCUACAUCCUGCAGUGGCGCUUUCAUAGCACUCCAACAAACUCCUCAACCAGUCUGCCACGUGUGGAUGAUGUGCUGGCGUCUCUGCAGGUCUCCUCGCACAAAUGCAAGGUCAUGUAUUUCACGGAGGUGCUGCAGUCCACUGACUUCAGGGGCUCCAUGAGCAGCCUGGAGUCGAGUAACAGCGGCUUCUCUCUGCUUAGUGCUGCCACCACCUCAUCCAGCCAAUCACAGACGGGUUCAACCGUUUCUAGAUAACACCAACUUCCAGAUGGACACAAAGACACUGCCGUUGGCGGGUUUGGCAAAAAAAAAAUCCUCUAUAGUUUUUGGAAAUGGACUAACAUGGAGCAGAACAUGGUUAACAUAAAAACAUAACAAAUCCUUAUGUAAGCAAUGAUCAUUUUGAUCUCUGUUUUAUGUAGUGUUAUAUCUCAAGAUAUGAAUAACAAAUAUGCAAGUUUUCUCUACACUGUUACAAAUAAAUGUGUAAAUAAUGUUUACAUUUCUUGGUUGUUCAAUUAAGCAACAAGUUGAGCACCAUGCCUUUGAUAGGUUUAAGAGGUUAGUUGACAUGAGAUUUUAUGCCAUUUUAUGACUUCAUAUACAGCAUAUUAACAGGUUACAUGCAAUAUUUGUACUUUUAAAAAUGAACUUGUCUCACUGAAGCACUAUUUAUGUGAAUAAUGAAAAGAUUGGUUGAAGUGGUGAGGAACUAAAUAAAAAUGGUAACCAGCAGCUGAAAAUUCUCUUAUGUUUUCUGUAGCACCCAACAACAUUACGAAAACAUUGAACUCUUUAUCCAAAUCUCUGGUGGCCAGGUAUGUGACUAACAGCAUAAGAUCUGUUUUUUCGCUAGUUCAACUAAAGCAGUUUUAAUUGUGAGAAAUGACAAUCAGAUUAAAGUUGCCGGUGAAUGAAUGCCAUAGGUUAGCCCUUUGAUAUGGACUCAUCUACAAUAAUGUUUAGACUGUUUUGCUGUCAGUCAAGCCAAGUUUCAUUAAAUACAAUAGCUGCAAUAAUAUUUAUAUAAUUAUUGGAACUGUUGUUAAAGUAAUGGCUGCAUAUUGCAGAUGUGCAAACUUUUAGCAAAGUGCAACACUUAGAAACUCACUGACAUCUACAGACACCUCAGAAUUGUUUACACAGCAUAAAUGACUGCAGAAUUGAAUCUGCACCUUUCAGUUUCCCAGUCUCAAUAAAAACUUUUAUGAGGUUCAAACUGCUGCAAUUACUCAGCUGCCCUUGAAAAACCACCUGCAUGAAAGACCAGUGUCCACAGAUUCAGAAUGUUAGGUGACAACUAAAUCUAGACCAUGAAAAGAAUACGGAUGGCCUCGUGACAUCUUUCAACCUGUCUGUACAAGUUUGUGUUUUGGGGCAAGCUGAAGAAUGCCUUUAAUUUGUAGAUAUUCCAUGCGGUUUUACAAAAUGUAUUGCUAACCAUCUAGUUGUCCUUCAUUUCUUGCCGUUAAACACCAAACACAGAAAAUACAUUCUGUGGGCUUCCUAAUUAACUAUAACUAAAACAUAUCUAUAUGAGGUAAAACAAAACGCAUAUUUAACUCAUGUUUUUAAGGCAGCAGGUGAACUUUCGUUUCGAAGUUUAACCAGCUCUAAAUGUUUUACAGUGUUGUUGGGCACAGCUUCAUGUUUACAUCAUAACUGUGAACAAUGAUUUACUACUUGCUUGCCAGAGGUGUUAUUUUGUGAGAAAUUUGACAUAU
This is a messenger RNA of Triplophysa rosa, 3733 nucleotides long. It is a transcript of the gene sec14l1, whose product is annotated as SEC14-like protein 1. The record is from RefSeq and is a predicted model, not a curated record. The transcript is spliced from 16 exons. Gene Ontology annotation, molecular function: RIG-I binding. Gene Ontology annotation, biological process: negative regulation of RIG-I signaling pathway. Lineage: Eukaryota; Metazoa; Chordata; Actinopteri; Cypriniformes; Nemacheilidae. Gene Ontology annotation, cellular component: cytosol; cytoplasm.